UUUCUCAGUUUUGAUAGAAUUUAUUCAACCUUUUUCGUAUAGAUACUCCCUUUUGUCUCUUUUAUCUCUUUUUAUGAUAUGUACUAGUGCCUUUUAGAUUCUUUUGUUUAGUUAAUGCCAUAAUCUUUGUCAGUCUCUGUCUCUUAGUCGUUGCAUUGUAUAUAAUAGUUGUGUAAAUUUCACAUCAUUCUCUCGUUUGAUCAAGCUAUGAGGGUAAUGUUCUUCUCUCUUUUUCAAUUAUAAAAUGUGUUCAUUUGGCCAAUUUGGGACCGAGUUUAGUCUUUGGAUGAGUUAAUGAAGCUUGGUUGUUUUAUGGGUGAUUCUGGUUUCAGAGCUUUUCUCGGUUGAAACAUUCUGUUAAUUGACACUUCUGAUUUUUGUUGAUUUACAUUUCCGCAGCGUUGUUCAUCAGUAGGUUUAACAUAAUUUGGUCAAAUUCGAAGAAUUUGAAGGGAAACAUUCUAUUUGAAAACUUUGGCCGGGGCCAGAUUUUGUUUUGGGUUUUCAAUAUUCUACAUGUUGCAGUCGAAGUAGAAGGCAGAUUUCCUUUUGGUGCUUAGGGUUAGAAUAAAUAAUAAUGAGGGGGAGAUCUGCUGAAACUCAAAAGAAGCGAUUAGUCACUUGGGUAGUAGUUUUGGUGACCAUUUGUGUUGUACUUUAUAUGUAUCUUCAAAACCAUAGCUCUUCUGCAGUAACUUAUGGUAGAAAAUCUUUGAGGAAAUUUGGUUCCUCAUAUUGGGGUGGCGAUGAAGAUACUGAUGAUUCUUCCACCAAAUUAAUUGAAUAUGUAGAUGAUGGUCAUCUACUAAGAAGUAUUCCGGUUUGUGAUAAUCGGCAUACUGAACUGAUUCCUUGCCUAGACAGGAACUAUAUGUUUCAAUCAAGAUUGAAACUGGAUCUCUCUGUGAUGGAGCAUUACGAGAGACAUUGCCCACCACCUGAGAAGCGCUUCAAUUGCUUGAUUCCUCCUCCACCAGGGUACAAGAUCCCAAUCAAGUGGCCCAAGAGCAGAGAUGAGGUAUGGAAGGUAAACAUACCUCAUACACACCUGGCUACAGAAAAGUCUGACCAGAAUUGGAUGGUUGUCAAAGGUGACAAAAUUUUUUUUCCAGCGGGAGGAACUCACUUUCACUAUGGAGCUGAUAAGUAUAUUUAUUCACUAGCCCGUAUGCUGAGGUUUCCACACAACAGAAUAAACAACAGGGGAAAAAUCCGGACAGUUUUGGAUGUUGGGUGUGGGGUUGCAAGUUUUGGAGGAUACCUGCUUUCUUCUGAUGUUUUAACAAUGUCAUUAGCCCCCAAUGAUGUACAUGAAAACCAAAUCCAAUUUGCCUUAGAGAGAGGGAUUCCUGCAUAUCUUGGUGUUCUAGGGACAAAGAGACUUCCUUACCCAAGUAGAUCUUUUGAAUUUUCACAUUGUUCUCGCUGUAGGAUUGAUUGGCUUCAAAGGAAUGGAAUUCUUCUUCUUGAGCUGGAUAGGGUACUCCGGCCUGGCGGUUAUUUUGCCUACUCGUCUCCAGAGGCCUAUGCACAGGAUGAAGAAGAUCUGACAAUUUGGAAACAAAUGAGCGCCUUUGUGGAAAAAAUGUGUUGGAAAAUAGCUGCAAAACAUGACCAAACGGUUAUAUGGGUUAAACCUCUGACCAACGAUUGCUACAUGGAAAGAACACCAGGCACUGAACCUCCACUGUGCAGAUCUGAUGAAGAUCCAGAUGAUGUGUGGGGUGUGCCAAUGGAAGCCUGCCUCACUUCUUACUCUGACCAAAUGCAUAGAGCAAGAGGCAGUGGGUUGGCUCCUUGGCCUGCUCGCUUGACAACUCCUCCUCCCCGUCUAGCUGAAAUUGGCUAUUCUAAGCAAAUGUUUGAAACGGACUUGGAACUUUGGCAGCAAAGAGUGGGACAUUAUUGGAGUCUUUUGAGCUCAAAGAUUGAGCCAAAUACACUAAGGAAUAUAAUGGACCUGAAGGCGCACAUUGGUUCCUUUGCAGCUUCUCUGAAGAACGAAGACGUCUGGGUUAUGAAUGUGGUGCCUGAAAAUGGACCAAACACUCUCAAGAUAAUAUAUGACAGAGGUUUGAUAGGCGUUUUGCAUAACUGGUGUGAGGCAUUUUCAACCUAUCCAAGAACUUAUGAUCUGCUGCAUGCUUGGAAUAUCUUGUCUGAUAUUGAAAAAAAAGGCUGUAGUGCGGAGGAUCUAUUGAUGGAGAUUGAUCGAAUACUGCAGCCUAGCGGUUUCAUUAUUGUGCGGGAUAAGCCACCGGUGGUGGAGUUGAUAAAGAAAUAUCUACUUGCAUUACACUGGGAAGAAGUAGCAACAGCUGAUUCCAACGGGGAAUCACAACAAUAUGAAGAUGACAUAAUCUUUAUAAUUCAAAAGAAGAUGUGGCUUACUAGUGAAAGCCUUAGGGAUUCAGAGUAAGAAGGUGAGUAUUCUCUUGCCUCGUUCAAACAAAAGCAUUGCGGGGCUUGAUGUUGCCCAAACCGUGCUGCUGGUGCCACAAGUGAUUAGCUUUGAUGCUUUUGCUCACUAGUCAAAUAACCUUCAUUGGGUCAGUCAUAUUUUAAGAUGAUUAAAUGUUUUACCAUAGAUAAAGCUCGUAUAGGGAAAUGUCGCAAUCCUUUGAAUAGUAUUAUUAUUAUUAUUAUCCCUUUUUUUAAUGGAACAAAGGAAAUCAAAAUGAAUAUAG
Messenger RNA from Mangifera indica (mango), 2687 nucleotides. RefSeq names its product probable methyltransferase PMT3. Gene Ontology annotation, cellular component: cytoplasm; endosome; trans-Golgi network. NCBI's taxonomy places the organism in Eukaryota, Viridiplantae, Streptophyta, Magnoliopsida, Sapindales, Anacardiaceae. Bases 578 to 2419 code for a protein of 613 amino acids. The record is from RefSeq and is a predicted model, not a curated record. The transcript has 7 exons. Gene Ontology annotation, molecular function: methyltransferase activity.